Messenger RNA from Lytechinus pictus (painted urchin), 7279 nucleotides. Its product is annotated as sodium/potassium/calcium exchanger 4-like. Gene Ontology annotation, cellular component: plasma membrane. The record is from RefSeq and is a predicted model, not a curated record. The transcript has 8 exons. Gene Ontology annotation, molecular function: calcium channel activity; calcium, potassium:sodium antiporter activity. Gene Ontology annotation, biological process: calcium ion transmembrane transport; intracellular calcium ion homeostasis. Bases 1107 to 2546 code for a protein of 479 amino acids. Lineage: Eukaryota; Metazoa; Echinodermata; Echinoidea; Temnopleuroida; Toxopneustidae.
AACAUGAAAAAUGUUAUCAUUUUAUCACCAUUUUUAUUUUCAUUAUUACAAUUUUACUUUCAUUGUCACUAGUGUAUUUUGGCAGUAGUAGUAGUAGUAGUAGUAUAGUAGUAAAAGUAGUAGUAGAAGUGUAGAAGUAUAGUAGUAGCAGUAGUAGAAGUAGUAGUAGUCGUAUUAUUCGUUGUAGUCGAAGUAGUAGUGUAGUAUAGUAGUAGUAGUAGUAGUAGUAGUAGUAAUUGUCGUAGUAGUAGUAGUAGUAGUAGUAGUAGUAGUAGUAGUAAUAGUAGUAGUAGUAGUAGUAGUAGUAGGAGUAGUAGUAUAGUAGUAGUAAAGUAUCGUUAUUAUUAUUAACAAUUGUUCAUGUUAUUAUCAAGAUGGCAUUAUGAAUGAUAGUUUCCGUUGCUGCGGUCAUUGGUGUCGUAAAUUACUUCUUAAACUCUUUGCCCGCUUUGUUUAACCAAGGACCUACUACUCUGGUCCAUGGUUUGACUAUUCAUUUCACAGGGAACGGCCAACUUCGACUCAAGUCACAUUUCAUCCAAAAUACUAACAUCGUGCAUUAAGUCCAUUGUAAAUACACACGUACAUAAUCAUAGUGAUAAAUCGCAUUGUAAAGUGUACACAUACUUAUAAUUAUACAAUCAAAAGUUGCGAGUUGAAUUAGCAUAGUCCAUGCAAAACCCCCCUGACAGUUGUAAUCUAAAAUUAAUGUCGUGUAGGAGGGGUUAAGUCCAUGGCGGGCAUUAUCAUACAAUACUCUUUUUUUAAUGUCAUCUUAAUUAGUAGCAGCUUAAUGAUUAACAUUUUAUUCCUAUGUAAAAUUAUAUAUUUCCCUUUCUUUCACCCCCACCCCCCUCUCUCCCCUCCCUCUCUCUCUUUCUCCCUCUCCCCCUCUACCUCUCUUUGUAUUUUGCUAUCUUUCUCCCUCUCUCCUCUCAGAUACGGAAGAUGGAGGUUAUGAUGGGAGUUCAAUCCAUGGUGAUCAUCCCUACCAUAACCCUGAUGAUAAAAUUAACUGCACUGAGAGGAGCAUCAUUAACUUCCCUCUUCACCUCUUCAAUCGAGAGCAACGACGCCAUGGAGCCGUCAUCAUCCACGUCAUCGUCAUGGCUUACAUGUUCGCUUCUCUCGGCAUCGUUUGUGAAGAUUAUUUCAUGCCUGCGUUAGAAGUUAUCUGCGAAGUCUUGAAUUUAUCGGAAGAUGUGGCAGGGGCAACUUUCAUGGCGAUUGGGGGAUCUGCUCCGGAAUUAUUUUCAAGCCUUAUUGCUGUGUUUAUUACCCACGAUGACAUAGGAGUCGGAACAAUAGUUGGAUCAGCGGUUUUCAAUGUCCUCUGUGUGAUUGGCCUGUGUGGAUUAUUAGCUGGACAGGUUAUUUACUUGACCUGUUGGCCUUUGCUUCGUGAUUGCAGUUGUUAUAUUGUAUCUAUUAUUGCGCUCGUUUUCGUAGUAAAGGAUGGACAGGUUUCGUGGAAAGACUCUUUGAUUCUCCUCACAUUAUACAUGUCUUACUGCAUUCUCAUGUACUUUAAUCCCUGUAUUGAACGUAAAGUGAGUCUUAUCACCCCUGAAUGCUGCACGCCAAAGCACAUAAAGACGAGCGACGAAGACCAAGUGCCUCUUGCACGUGAGGAACCCGUCAAGAAUGGACGCGUUCGCACCGGUGGUGGGGAGGUUUUAGAAUCAACCCAUCUUCUAGUCGGAUCGGACGAGGAGCGCUCGCCAAUUCGUCAACAGUUAAAUGGUCACGUGACUACAAACUUUCAAGUCCCUGUGGAUGGGGAGGUUGGACGAGAUACAAACAACAAAGGAGAGAACAACAACGACAAAGGCGUGCAAGUGAACAUUCAACGCGAUUUAGAACAGAAUGAGAGCAGAGACAAGGAGAGCGAUGAGGAUGACGACAACGGAGAGCCAGAUUCUCCCUUCAAACUACCAAAAAAGGGGUGUAGCCGAUACGCCCAUAUGCUCGCUCUUCCUAUAAUCGCCGUCUUCGCUUUAACAAUCCCAGACUGCCGAAAAAAACGAUGGCAGCGAUUCUACGUCUUGACUUUUAUAAUAGCCCUGUUUUGGAUAGGAGUCUUAACCUAUAUCCUCGUUUGGAUGGUCACUGUGUUAGGUGACACGAUUGGUAUACCAGACACAGUAAUGGGUCUCACCCUCCUGGCUGCGGGAGCCAGCACACCUGAUACUAUGCUGAGUAUCAUCGCUGCACGUGGAGGUUACGGUGACAUGGCCAUUUCUCACUCUAUCGGCAGCAAUCUAUUUGACAUUCUCAUCGGUCUUGGUCUUCCGUGGUUUAUCCAAACCGUCAUCAUUGAUCACAGAUCCACCGUCACCGUCUACAGUGGUGCGAUCACCUAUAUAUCCAUGCUUCUUCUUGUGACCGUCGUCAUCGCCGUGGUGCUUAUUAACGUUUGUAGGUACAGACUAGGAAAACCUCUGGGCGUUCUAUUCAUUAUAUUCUUUGUUAUCUUUAUUGUCGUCUCAAUUAUGUUUGAAUUGAACCUGAUUAUUCCCGGAUUAACGUUACCACCUUGUCAGUAGAGCGUUUUCUUUAAAAAAAAAUUUAAAAAAUAUUUAGUCAAACGCCCUUCAUGACAUUGAUCAACCAAGAAGGCUUUGUCGAAUAUUGGUGAAGUAAAAGAGCAGUUUCGUCCUGGACUCUGGAUAAAUGACAUACUUGCAAUUUUUCGUCAGCUCCUUAAUUUGGGACGAACUGCUGUUCCGGUUCACCAAUUUUAGGCGAAGCCUUCUUUGUUGAUCAAUAUCAUGAAGGGCAUAUUAUUUUUUUGGCAAUUUUUUUUUAUAAGUUCUUGAAAGCGUUUUGCAACCCACCUAUUCAUUGUCAUUCUACGGACUUUUUCAAUACAUUUACUGUGUUUUGUAAUUUGUUCUGCGUGGCUGUGCGAAAACCCGCUGUAAUUCGUAGGGAACGUCCGAUUUACCACGUUAUUUGUUGAGACGGUAAUCGAAUAUGUACAGACCAACGAACGUCGAGGUGUUCUCAAAGUGUUGAUGCCCUCAACGUUCGUUGGUACAGACCUUAUUCGCGGUGGAAUAUAUCUUGCCAACGAAUUCCAUCGAAUCAUUAUUCCGACUAAAAAUAGCGUUAUUUGCGUGGACAGGACAAAUAGGUGCUCUGUAGAUAACUGAAGUCUAAUGUCUCUUCAUUUUCUACUUCUAGUCAUUCUAGAUUUGCUGGUUUUGAAUUAGCCUUGUGGAUGAGAGACUGCGUUGUUUUCAUUUAAUGAAUUAUCCAUCAAAUAAACUUAAUUUCAUAGUUCUAUUCCGCUAAAUCAUAAUUUAAAUUUUGCUACUGUAAAGCAUGGCAGCUGACAGUUUAUGAUGUGGUGUCCAAACUUCGCGGACUUUUCAAAAAUAUUCAUCAGGCUUAAAUUUGUUCACAAUAUAUUAACAAUUUAUACAAAACCAAUUCAAGACAUAGUUACCAUAUUGACGGCAAGAUCGUAAUCUGUAAAAUCAUUGACGAAAAUGUGAAGUAGGUCAAGGGGUUUCGCCGGUAUCGCGAUCUCAAAAUUCUGAAUGGGCGCUAACGGUGACUAAUUUGCCGAUCUUUUGCCAAUAUUUUCAUGAAUAAUGAACUCAUCCUAAAGAAACUUACGCCAAAGGUGAAUUUUUGGUCGCUUACACGUUGAUGAUGUCAGAUUUUAAGGAUAUUGGCUAGUUUUUGUCUCACCUGCAUAGCAGAGUGAGACUAUAGGCGCCGCUUUUCCGACGGCGACGGCGGCGGCGGCGGCGGCGUCAACACCAAAUCUUAACCUGAGGUUAAGUUUUUGAAAUGACAGCAUAACUUAGAAAGUAUAUGGACCUAGUUCAUGAAACUUGGCCAUAAGGUUAAUCAAGUAUUACUGAACAUCCUGCCUGAGUUUCAUGUCACAUGACCAAGGUCAAAGGUCAUUUAGGGUCAAUGAACUUAGACCAUGUUGGGGGAAUCAACAUCAAAAUCUUAACCUAAGGUUAAGUUUUUGAAAUGUCAUCAUAACUUAGAAAAUAUAUGGACCUAGUUCAUGAAACUUAUACAUAAGGUUAAUCAAGUAUCACUGAACAUCUUGCAUGAGUUUCACGUCACAUGACCGAGGUCAAAGGUCAUUUAGGGUCAAUGAACUUUGGCCGAAUUGGGGGUAUCUGUUGAAUUACCAUCAUAACUUUAAAGGUUUAUGGAUCUGAUUCAUGACACUUGGACAUAAUAGUAAUCAAGUAUUACUGAACAUCCUGUGCAAGUUUCAGGUCACAUGAUCAAGGUCAAAGGUCAUUUAGGGUCAAUGAACUUUGGCCAAAUUGGGGUAUUUGUUGAAUUACAGCCAUAAAUUUGAAAGUGUGUUGGUCUAGUUCAUAAAACUUGGACAUAAGAGUAAUCAAGUAUCACUGAACAUCCUGUGCGAGUUUCAGGUCACAUGAUCAAGGUCAAAGGUCAUGUAAGGUCAAAGAACUUUGGCCACGUUGGGGGUAUUUGUUGAAUUGCCAUCAUAUCUCUAUAAGUGUAUUGGUCUAGUUCAUAAAACGUGGAAAUAAGAGUAACCAAGUAUCACUGAACAUCUUGUGCGAGUUAUAGUAGUUUUCAAAAUCAGCACUGCUGCUAUAUUGAAUCGCGUGAUGCAGGUGAGACGGCCAGAGGCAUUCCACUUGUUUAAAUAAUGACCGUCCGCGAAGUAUGAAAGUUUGGACUAAUUACCAUACAGACGCAAACCACCAUAAAACAUAUGGUAUUCUUUCAAAAUUAAACGACCCCGAAUACAGUCAGAAUGAAGAGAAAGAGUGAAAAAAUCUUUGAUCAUUCAUCACAAGAAAUGUAAUGUGGCCCUCUCUUGGAAUCCGUUUCCUGUUUUGAGCAUCGAUAUCAAUGCGCGACCUUGAAUCGAAGAAAAAAUACACGAUUAACAGUUUGGUAAGUUCCCCUUCUGAGCAGGGCCAAUUGUCUGCGAAUACACAAAUCUGCUCGAUUCUAUCAAAAGUAGAUACGCGACAACCACAGACUUUACACAUGCAACACGUAGAAAGAUAUUCAAUUAAAAAACCGACUCAAAAUGGCGAAAAAAUAAUGAAUUGCGUGCAUUUCAUGAGACGGCCUCGAAAUGCACCCUUUUUCAUCAAAAUCCCCGAAUCGUGUGUAAAGUGAAUUGGUGCGCAGACAUGGAGCACCAUUGUUUUGUUAAAUCUGAAAAUGACUGGCCGAGGGUUUUUUUCCAAGAAAAUCAUCUUUAUCUCAAAUAUAAAAAUAUAAGGAACACUAUCGCAACUGAAAAUUUUCUUAAAAUUAAAGAAAAAUCAUGAUUAAUAUUAAUUUAAAUUGUUAGGUGCGCAGAAAUGGAGCCCCCUUCAUAAUAUAUGGGGCUAUUUUGCCCUAUGCUUUUGCCUAAAAAAGCGCGUUGUAGCUCAAUGCACCACUCUUGAUACCGAUGAUAUUGAGACAAUCAAAUUGCAUAAUCGCAAACUUUAUUUAGAUCACUGCAUAACACAAUCAUUAUUUAGAUAACUGCAUGUUGAACGUUUUUAAAAAUGCGUUGCUCAAGGCCGAGUCUGGAAUCGAACUCCGAACGCAUUUUUUUCGUCAGCACUUCUGCACUCGACGUGAGAGGGCAGUGGGAAUGACGAUAUAACAGGCUGUUUUGGAGGCUAAAUCUUGGACUUAUAUUUCACGAGGCGUAAUCUGACUAAACCAUAUUAUAUCGUCAUUCCACUGCCCUCUCGCGUUGGAUGCACAAGUACUGUAGGUGCCAUGAGUCUAAUUACAUCAGGAGGGCUAAAGAUAUUCGUUCGACCCAACCCAUUCGAAUUUUUUUAAUUUGAUAUUGCUGAUUGACAAAAGUGUAUGAAUAUGAUUCAAAAUCUAACACUGAUUCUAAAAAUGGUAACUACUGAACUUCCUUUGCCCAAAUUGGGAAGAUUAUAUCAAUGAUUUGGAACUAUUUUUUGACUGGCGGAAGAAUUGGGGCUAUUUUACUGUUUCAGUUGAUGAAUUUGAUCCCAUCAUAGUUAUCUUCAUAAAUGGCGAUUUAUUUUUAAAAUGAGCUGGCUACGAUACCCUUCUCUGGUCAGAUAUGGAAUGUCAGAUAUAUAUCCUAUCCAAAGGUAGUAAACAUUCGACCCUCUGAUUUCACAUUUAUUUUUUAUGAAUUUUUCUUAAGUCCCAUUUUAACACACAAAUCUAUGGGGAAUGUUUUACGCGCGUGACACCUGUACUGACAAAAAAAUCGCACCGCAGAGGUGUAGUCGGGAGCUUGAGCACGGCACACACAGUACCCCCUUACCUAGUGAUUUCACCCUCAUCGUUGAUGUGGGGGUUUAUCCCCAACCUACAAAAGCGAGAUAAAGCGGAAGGUCAACGGUUUAUGCACAAUAUGAUACAUUUUUGACGAUCUGUGUUAUCAUUUCAAUAAUUUGCUGGGGUUUUUUGUUUUGUUUUUUGCUAUGACAAUGACAGUUAUAUGAUAUUUCGUGCAAAGAGUUAAAGGGUAUUCCAUGUAUUCGGUGAUGGGUUGACUCUAUUAGUGUAGUAGGUUUCACGGUACACCAUGUAUCUUUCUUGGGCAGAUGUUGGUCCUGAAAAGGACCACCCUAUCUCGACGUUUCGACAAGUGUGUUCUUGUCGUCCUCAGGAGAAUUGACUCUAUUGUUAUUGUGUAUCUUGUUAUAUCGUUAAUUUGUACUUUUGCAUGUUUGUAGAUAUCAACUGCCUCUUAGUUUGUAAAUUUCGGUAGUUGUAUCUUUCUUAUGAGCCGGUAUUAAUAAUGAGUAGGUACCCAUAAAUCAAAUAGAAACACAUAAACGUAAUGAAGAGAAAGUGAGAAUUACAUUUACAUGAAACCCUGUCGACAUAGCCACGGGUGUUGAGUGAGAAUUUGAACUGGCUAAGAGGGGAAAUAUUACAGAUGGUCUUGUGAUUUUUUUUCUUCCGUAGGAAUUGACCAACAUAUUGAAACGAUCGAACCCUAAGGAUUAUUAAAUGUUGGUAUAGCUUGUAGUGUUUACAAGUAUUUUUACGUUACGAAUCCCACCGUCGUGGUUCCAGCGUCUAUUCGAAUAUCAUGUGUACGCUUGCCGCCCUCCAUCCACGUUAGCCACUAAAGCCCGACUCAAACUAUGCGAUUCAUUGCGAUCCGAAUUUCAAAGAAAUUGUGAUAACACUUGAUAUGGACAUUCCAACUAAUAAGAUCUUACGGAUCAGAGUUCAGAAUAGUGGUAGGCCAACUGAAAUAAAAAAAAUCAGUCCAGUUCGAGCCUCCCUGAAUGAAUUAAAACAAAAACAAAAAAAAAAA